Ciona intestinalis (vase tunicate) is the source of this 2244-nucleotide messenger RNA. Its product is annotated as ribosomal oxygenase 2. Gene Ontology annotation, cellular component: nucleolus. Gene Ontology annotation, molecular function: histone H3K4 demethylase activity; histone H3K36 demethylase activity. Lineage: Eukaryota; Metazoa; Chordata; Ascidiacea; Phlebobranchia; Cionidae. The record is from RefSeq and is a predicted model, not a curated record.
GACCUGCGGAAAAGUUAGCGUGUCCAAUGUCCAUACUAAUAUAUAUUGGCAAGUCUUACUACUGUACCGAUACUACCGAUCUGAUAGAUAGGCCUAUUUAAGUUAAUAUGCCGAGAUUCAAGAAAACAAAUAAAUCUUUGCUAAAGACAAUUCCAAUGGACGAAGUUGCGUUAGACCUCAGUUCACCUGACUCUCUCUUUCAAUCACUUAUCCAGCAUUCAUGUUCAAUUGAACGCUUCUACGAAUAUUACUGGGAACAACGUCAUCUCUACAUUCCGUGCUUAAAAUCAGGGAGUGGGGACAAUUGCCAAGAUAAGCGACUUCCAGGGACAAGAUCUUCUUACUUUAACAAACUGUUUAAUCAUGAAAUAUUAAAAGAAGUCGUACUGAGCAAGAAACUUAAGUACGACAAAGAUAUUUGUGCAUGUCGAUUUGAUGAUGAGAAGAAGUGUCGGGUAAAUGCUGAAGUACAUGGACCUGUCACAGCUGAAAAAGUUCACAGUUUAUUCCAUGAUGAUAAAAUGACGUUACAAUUUCACCAACCCCAGAGAUUUCACGAUGAGUUAUGGAAAAUACAAGAAAAACUUGAAAGUUUUUUUGGCUCUCAAGUCGGCUCCAACGUUUAUAUGACACCGGAUGGUUCUCAAGGUUUGGCUCCCCACCAUGAUAAUGUAGAGGUAUUUAUCCUUCAGCUGGAAGGAGAGAAGGAAUGGAAAUUAUAUUCACCUGUUGUAAAUUUACCGAGAAACUCAAGUUCUGAUUUUGACGAUAGCACAGUUAAGGGACUUACCCUCCUUGACACCAUUAUAAUGAAACCAGGAGAUGUUUUGUAUUUUCCAAGAGGAACCGUUCACCAAGCUAAAUCUAUCAAAGGUACAGGUCACUCCACACAUUUAACAAUAAGCACAUAUGAAACUCAAUGUUGGGGAGACUACAUAUUGGACUUUAUUCCAUAUCUGACAGAUGCUGCUGCAGAUAAAGUAGUUUCAUUAAGACGAGGCUUACCUCGGAAGUAUUACAACCAGACUUCUACUGAUGGUUUUAAACAAAAUUUGAAAAAGGCCCUAAUUAGUUUGGCCGAAUCUUUAACUGAAAGUACUGAUGUUGAAAUGAGCGAUUCAAUUGUUUGUAACUUUUUUGCAAAUAGACUUCCUCCAUUUGGAUCUGUGCAAGAACAACUAGGCAAAAAUCCAACACUCAGUUCAAUGGUUCGCCUUUCGUACCCUGACCAUGUCUUAAUAUCAAGAGGAAAAGGUCAAUAUCAUGCGGAGGAUACUUUGGAAGAAGAUGAUAAUGAUCUUGAAUCAGAUGAAGAGGGAGAUAAAGAAGACUCUGAGAAGAUGGAGGUUUAUGUUUAUUACUCCACCAGGAACAGGAGGAUCACUCAUAUGAUGGAGGAAGAGGAAAAGCCCAAAGGAUUGCGAUUUGCUGCGGAGUGUUGGGGUGGUCUCACCACUCUUAAAAAGUCUGAAUCUGAUUUCGUUAAAGUUUCCGACCUCAAUCUUCCCAUGCAUGUUGGCUUGGACAUGCUUGUUGCUCUGUGGGCAGAGGGGUUGCUUGAAUGCAAAAAUGACAAUUAACAUAAAAACAUAUUGUUUUGGUUGCUCAAAAUUUUUAAUUAAGCUCAUUUUACUGCAAGUAACUGAAAACUCUUUUUACCAAAGUCAUUUUGCUUGAUGCCAACUUUCUAUUAAUACCAUUACUGUUUUAAUACCCUUUUUCAUUUUAAACAUUUUCGGUUCCUAUUUUUCUUAAAUUUGUCAAUGCUGCUAUCAUUUUUUUAUGAUGUUGUUUUUGUUUCUUCCAGGUGGUGUACGGUGUAGGAUAUAAAAAGUUUAAAAAUUAAAAUGGCAGCAACUGUGGCCAGUAGCUCUGAACGAUUUCUUUGCAUUUAUCCAGCUUAUCUGAACAGUAAAAAAACUCUGGCUGAAGGUCGACGAAUUCCAAAGAAAAGUGCAUGUGAAAAUCCAACUUUCGGAGAAAUUAAAGACGUUUGCAUCGCUGCAGGCCUCAAACCUUUGGUUGAAAACAAAUUUUAUCCUCGUGAGCUUUAUAAAAGUGAUGCUGCCUCAAGAGGAAGAGUGAGAGUGCAGUUAAAGAACGAAGACGGUUCUCUGGUUGAUCCUCGUUUUCCCAACAAGAAAACAUUGCUUCUACAUGUUGGAGAAAUGAUUCCGAAGUUAAAAGCUCGCACUAGCAAAGGAGGGUCGGGAGAUGGGUCUCAAACAUCCAGUCAGGCCGGAC